GCAUUGUUGCAAAGUCCGGUGACAAGGGUCACAAAUACGAAAGAUGACCGAAAUGGAACACAACGAGUGGUGGGCAGUUCGUGGAAGCGCUGAGCCAGUGAUUACUGUGCUCUCCUACUGCUGUUCCACUAGUACCAUCAUAUCAUGAUGCGAGAAAUGAAGCAUUGUUCACCGGCCACACCUUGAAACAUUCCACGGUGUCAUACGAAACAUUACUUCUUCAGUUCGAUAAUCAACCAGACCCUGGAUGUAUGACCAUCACAUCUUGAUCUCGCCGGAGACUUUACUACAUGACGAUCAACGGUACCUUUUCUUUCAACUUGCAAAUACCCUCCUCUGACGCUUUACGUAGCUAUCAGAAGACAUCCAGCAUGGUCUGUAGUAGUGAUGACUGUGUCCUGUUGAUGUCCCACAUCCAACGGGUGGAUUGAUCUUCUGAAUGAUAUCUUUGCCAGUUCUUGGUCAUAGGCUCGGACUUGUCUCGACUAUUUGAGGAGCUCAGCUCAGGGUACGAGUAUCCUUUUAUCAUUAAGGUUCUUAAUCUAUUGCUCUUAUAACUUCCAUAGUUUUCUGGCCGAAUUUCCUUGCAAUAUUCAUCAUUUCCUCAAUUCCAUAAGUUGUAUUUCACACAAUGACUUCACCAGUCUAUGUCUAUGUCUUUACCGCGGUCGUGAUAGCCUUCUGGGCGUGGAGAUUUCUUUCUCGCCUUCGUCCUUCAGAUGCUUCCCUAGAGGUAGCACCCCUUGUCCAACCUUAUAUUCCAUGGCCCAUUACCGUCUGCCGGUUUUUAUGGGAUAUACAAGGAUUCAUGCGAAGAUGCGAAAUGUGUUACGGACCCGUCUUUCGCUUUCGGUUGGCUGGCACAACGGUUGUCGUUGUAUCUCAUGCUGAAGGAAUAUCUCAUAUCCUCCGCGACUCUCAAAAAUGUCUUUCGAAUGCUCUUAACCAGAGCAUCUUAGACACUGUUGGAGGUGUUUCUCCACAGCCAGACAUUGCCGCACAUUCAGUACUACUAGGACGGUUAAUCUCGCUUCUGAAGAAAACCUUUGCUACCCGAAACUCGAACCUUUUUGCGGCACCCUUUAAACAAAGUCUUAUUCAUACACUGGAGUCGUUUCCUUGUCAAGGCGACGUUAAUCGGGUCUCGCUUGCUAUCUUUGUAGGGCAGUGCCUGUACGAUUCCCUGUGCAUGUCAUUUGCGGGUCCGACGUUCCCCACCGAUACAUUCGCCGAAUUCUCUUCCAUUGAUCAAUAUUCGGUUCGAUUCCUCAUGCCGUUCUGGACGCCUCCAGCCAAGAUUUUUCAGGCUCGACGAUCGUUGAAGUCUAAACUUGGCGUGUUCAUCGAACGAGCAGCUGAGUGCCCCGAUGCGAAGGAUGGAUGUGCAUUUAGCGGGAUUGAGAUCGCGAAGAUGCUCCGAGCACAGCCUAAUUUAUCGCCGUCAGAUGAGCAGGGAAUUUUCUUAGGUCUCAUGCUCGCCAUGCAUGCCAAUACCAUCCGGAUGGUGAUAUGGUUCAUGAGCUACCUGCUUAGCGACGUAGACGCCAUGAACCGAUUGCGUGAGGAGAUUGAUCACGCAGUCGAUGUCGACUUCGGUUCACUGGAAAGUCUAUUGUCUGCGCCUCCUCACCGUCUGGACGGGGAGGCCUUUCCUCUUCUUAAUUCUGGCGUCAAAGAAGUUCUCCGACUUUGCGUGGCAGCUGUUACCGUACGAGAAGUGACGAAAUCUUCCAUCUUGCAACUGGGAGGCAAUCACUUCACUUUCGUACAGAACGGUGACUAUGUCAUUGCGGACGGAUAUGGAAUCAAUGCCAACGACCGGUAUUUCGAGCAGGCCAAUACAUUUCGUCUCGAUCGCUUCGUUUUGGCGAAGAGAGGCGAUCUAGCGAGUGAAUAUCUGGAACCACUCUCAUCCUUUGGUGGUGGCGCACACAUGUGUAAGGGCCGUGACUUCGCUCUAUACGAGAUGAGGCUUUUCGUGAUCAUUUGUCUUCGACUGUUCAAACUUGAAGGGGAGACCUCAAAGGGCGAGAGUACGAUAGGUCGCACGCCUGAAGCUGUGAGUCUCUGGCCCACCCCGGUAUUUUUCCCAAAGGAAACCUUUGUGCGAAUCCUCAGACGCGAUGUCCUGGAAUAGAAGAUAGGAUCACUACCCGGCAUCCAUACUCCUGACUGUUCAAUGAAGGCUUAUGAUGGAAACACCGAUGGGCCAAGGAUGACAACCUAGUAAUCCAAUGUACAUUAUUCCUCACGUCCCUCGCAAUACUAUUUCUAGCUACAUGAGGAUAGAACUAUCUCCACCCUGUUGAAUUUAAGUGGUGUGAAGUCUGAAGCUUAUGCCUCCAGUCAUGAUGUAGCUAUUUUCUACUCCCUA
This is a messenger RNA of Somion occarium, 2374 nucleotides long. NCBI's taxonomy places the organism in Eukaryota, Fungi, Basidiomycota, Agaricomycetes, Polyporales, Cerrenaceae. The record is from the annotation of a GenBank genome assembly.